Messenger RNA from Tetranychus urticae (two-spotted spider mite), 1431 nucleotides. RefSeq names its product origin recognition complex subunit 2 (gene Orc2). Gene Ontology annotation, biological process: DNA replication. Gene Ontology annotation, molecular function: DNA replication origin binding. The record is from RefSeq and is a predicted model, not a curated record. Gene Ontology annotation, cellular component: nuclear origin of replication recognition complex; nucleus. NCBI's taxonomy places the organism in Eukaryota, Metazoa, Arthropoda, Arachnida, Trombidiformes, Tetranychidae.
GGCUCUUUUGCUUGACUUUUGAGGAUUUUUAGCUUGAAAAUUUGAGCGCAGUUUAUCGAGGUUUUGUAAACAUUUUAGUUUUAUUGUUGAGUUUAAAUUGUUUUUAAAUUUGUGACUAUGGCAUUUAAAGGAGGAGAUGAAUCAACUGCUGCUAACUAUUUUCUGGCCAACUCAACUAAACCAAGUAAAUAUGAAGACACCUUACCUGACUUUGACCCUGAUGAGUCUGAUGGUUGCAAAAACAAAUAUGAAAAUCAUGUUAAAGAAAAACUUCAACUCCUGAACUUGUACAAAGAAAAUUUGUGUCCAAAAAUUCAUGCCCUGUUAAUUAACAAUUACAACGUGAUUCUGUAUGGUGUUGGAUCGAAACGGGGCAUAAUUGAUGAAUUUAUUACGAGUUAUUUAAAUCAAAAUAUUGUCAUUGUUUUUUAUGGAUAUAAAGAGGAUGUUAAUCCACGCAAAAUACUCUCUGCCUUCCGAGAAGCCUUAAACUGUGAUAAAAUGGACGAAGAUGUGAUCAUGAAAAAGAUUGACAAAUUAAAGGAACCCAUUUUCCUGGUUAUUCAUUCAUUUGACCGCCUAUGUAUCAAGCACAAUAAGAUUAAACCAUUGGUGAACAAAAUUUUGAAUAGAUCCUCCCAAAUUCAUCUCUUAACUUCUGUGGACCAUUUAAACUCACCAUUGCUGUUUACUUGCUCUGAAACUGUUACACUAAAUUUGGUUUGGCUGAACUGUCCAACAUUUCAAGAUUAUAACAUCGAAAAAAGCUUUGCUCAAUUAAGUACCAGUAGAACAUCUGGUUCCAGUAAACAUCGAUCUGCUGCUGCUACUAUUAUGGCGGUUUCAAAUGUAUACGACAAUUUACCUGAUAAUUCUCGAAAAAUUUUCCUACUAAUUUUAAAUUACUAUUCAACACAAUUGAGCAACGGUGAAUUAAGCAAAUCUUCUAAACGAGCCAUUAAAGGUAAAAAUGAAGAUACUGAAACCGAGAGUGAUGAAGAAGCUGAUGAAGGAGACAAGUUGGAUAACUCUGGGAAAAAAGGAUUCGAAGGCUACUCAUUCAAUAAACUCUACCUUGACUGUAUGGAUGCUUUUUAUGUAAAUUCAGAAGGAACUUUGAGAUCUCAACUCGUUGAAUUUAUUGAUCACAAGUUGAUUAGAUGUAAGUCAGGAACUGACGGCUCUGAGUAUGUUGAGUUACUAAUUCAACCAAAAUUGAUACCAAAGCUACUCCAAGAGUUGAGAGUUUAAAGAUGACAUUUCCACAAAAAUUAUUUAUACCGGAGUCGACAUUUUAUAUUUUUUAAAAGCAUCAUCACUGUGAUAAUUUUUUAAACUCAUAACGUCCAGUCCAUUAAGGAUGAACAAUAUAAAUACAUUAUACCAUAAUUGACUAUUGUAAUUCAAUAAAUAUAAAUUUGACAUUAUUCA